UCGGCGUCUUCGUUCCUGCAUGAACCUCCAGCCUCGGUGUCGUGAACAUCACAGGUUCCUGGUUUUGCACCUAAAUGGACUCACCGACGCCGAGCCGAGGGUAGAGGCAGGUCACGCGUGACAGGUGAAGGAGCUCUCAUCCACCAUGGGGAACAGAUCAUCAAAGGGUGUGAGCGUGGAGGAGCCUCCUAAAACUACUUUGUUUGAGAGAGAAUCCGAUGGGAUCACAUACAGGAUCCCAGCUCUCCUCUACCUGAGGCACUGCCACACAUUCCUCGCCUUUGCAGAGAAAAGGACCUCCUUUCAAGAUCACAACGCUAAACUUUUGGUUAUGAGAAGAGGAUUGCUCCAGGAGGAUGGAUCUGUUCAGUGGUCCUCCAGUCAGGAGCUUUCUACGGCGAGCCUGCCGAACCACCGCACCAUGAAUCCCUGCCCAGUGUAUGAGAAAAACAGCAAGACGCUCUUCCUGUUUUUCGUCUGCAUCUGGGGAAACACUACAGAGAUGAAGCAGAUUGUGACAGGUAAGAAUAAAGCCCGCCUUUGCUGUGUGAGCAGCAGCGAUGACGGGCAAACCUGGAGCCAAGCCAGGGACCUGACGGAGAGCGUGAUCGGGGAAACCAUACACAAAUGGGCCACCUUCGCCGUGGGGCCGGGCCACGGCGUUCAGAUGGAGAACGGCAGGUUGAUCAUUCCUGCCUAUGCCUACUACGUCCCCUACCGAUGCUGCUCCUACCCCAUUCCUUUUACUGUGUACCCCCGCGCGCUGUCCAUAUACAGCGAGGACUUUGGACAGACAUGGCGUAUCGGCAAAAUGCUGCAGAAGAAGUCGUGUGAGUGUGAAAUGGCAGAGAUUAUCGACCACGAGGGGAGGAGCCACCUUUACUGCAACGCCCGGCACACUGGAGGCCACAGAUGCGAAGCCCUGAGUGAAAACAGCGGCGUCUACUUCGAUAAGCCCCACAUGGCCAGGGAGCUGGUCGAGCAGCCCUCGGGGUGUCAAGGCAGCGUCAUCGGCUUCCCGGCGCCCGAGUUUGUCCCCAACGACGACACAGAGAGCAAAGCCUGCGGCACCUCCCUCCUUUCACCAGACACUCAAACGUGGCUCCUGUUCAUGCACCCCACCAACAAGUCCGACCGGCGGGACAUGGGCGUAUACUUGAACCGAUCCCCCCUGCACUCGUCGGGCUGGGACCGACCCAGGAUCAUCCACAGGGGGCCGAGCGGUUACUCGGACCUGGCCUACAACGUGGACAAGGAUCAGUUCUCCUGCCUGAUGGAGUGCGGGAAGGAAAGCGAACUAGAGCAAAUCGCAUUCCUCACCUUUUCUCUCAAUGAUGUCAUGCAGACGGGCGAUAAGAAAGAUAAAAAGAGUGUCUGAAUUCUGAUAAAUCUCUCCUUAUGUUAUCUCAAAACCAGAGAAAAAAAA
This is a messenger RNA of Cyprinodon tularosa, 1426 nucleotides long. RefSeq names its product sialidase-3-like. Gene Ontology annotation, cellular component: cytoplasm; lysosome; membrane. Gene Ontology annotation, biological process: ganglioside catabolic process; oligosaccharide catabolic process. Lineage: Eukaryota; Metazoa; Chordata; Actinopteri; Cyprinodontiformes; Cyprinodontidae. The record is from RefSeq and is a predicted model, not a curated record. Gene Ontology annotation, molecular function: exo-alpha-sialidase activity. The transcript is spliced from 3 exons. Bases 146 to 1378 code for a protein of 410 amino acids.